AAACUAACCUCACUUUUUGUGAACGUCAACCGUCAACGUGCUAGUACAUCGUGUUUCAAUCCCUGCGUGAAAAUUGGGAUUUGUGUGUUAUUGUUUUCAUUUUAAUUGCUAUAACUAUUUGGCUACAGUUUUCUCAACCUGGUUUAUUUGAAAUUUCGGAGACAAAAAAACAUUGAUUCCUUUUUUGUAAAUUUUACAAUUUGGACUGUUUUCAUCAAGCUAUUGUUCAUAACGUUAUGCUAUAUUGAAUAAUGAUAGCGUGAUUUGACAAGCUUGCUAGCUUGCAAACUACAAACUAGAUCUAUUUGAGAGAAUCAAAUAAAUAUCUCAAAUAUUGUGUUUUGAUUGCUUUUAUUAAAAUGUUAACGCCGUAUUUUGAGAUUCGUCAAAGUGAUAGUGAGUUGAUAUUGCUUAUACAUGCUCCCUACGCCAAUAUCAAAGAGACUGAGAUUUAUGCUGAAGGAAAUGAUUUCCGGUUUUAUUCAUCUCCUUAUUACCUCAGACUUCACUUUCCUGGCUUUGUAAAAGAUAUAGACGAGCCUUGUGCGAGAUAUUUAACGGACGAAAAACAAUUCGAAGUGAAAUUACACAAGCAAAAUGCUGGUGAACAUUUUCCAGACCUUGACUUGAUUGGUGGAUUGUUAGCUCCAAAGAAGAAAGUAAAAAAUAUUAAACCGGACAUUCAAGUUUUAAGUAGUAUAGAUAAUGAUGAUGAGAAGAGAGGAGACGGUGAUAUUGUUAACCAAGUGGAAGAAGAAAGUACAAGUGAAGAUGAGAAUGAAUGGUUGAUUGAUCAGCAAGUGGUUGAACCCAGUCUUCAGGGAUGCUCUCUCAAUUGUCCUCGUUAUGGAUUUGGCAAUCAGACAAGCAAUGCAUUUGCGAGGCUUGGUGAAGAGUUCUAUGAAAUAGUGAAUCUCAGAGACAUUGAUGUUACUGCCGAAAGUCGGCGUGAUGAACUGAUGCACGAUGAUGAAGAAAAACUUUUCAGCGAUGAUCACUAUCUUAGUGACCUCAUGGAACCGGAGGGUAUUCAGCCUUUCAUUGAAUAUUGCCCACCUUGGAGAGAAAGUGAUGCUAAAAUGAAAUUGUCUAAAACCGAUCUGGAAACAUUGAAAAACUUUGGGAACAAAGAGUAUCUCCUUACUAAAGACGAUGAAAUAUCAGCAUUUCUCUCGCUGUUUGACGUCAUUUUUGCCUGUGUUUAUGACUUUCGAACAACAAUGGGUGAAUCUUCCGUCGAAUCGGCGUGGACCAUUAAUAAGCUCAGUGCUACGUUGUCAUGGUUGAAGAUUUUCAAAUCUCCAGAGGAUGUUGUCAAGUGCUGCCUCCGUAGAUCAUUGAUCUAUCCUCUUUAUAGGCAUUGGAACUUAGCGAAUAUUGUUCUACAAGAUACUGUGAUCAUCUUCAAUGCAGGUAAAAGACAUGUUCUGUGGCUUCUAUUAAGAAUAUACUCGUUAUUUGGCGAGAGUGAACCAAGAUACAUGUUGAAUGAGCUCUACAUCAAAGACUAUUGCAUUUGGCUUCAGAAUGUAUCUGAUAAGAAACUACGUAAAUUUGCCAGUAUCGUAGAACAGGUAAUGAACUUUCCAGAUACGCCAGAUAAAUCAAUUCAAACUUACUUCCAUAACCCUCUCGCUAGUUCACCAAUGUCUACGAGAAAAUACUUUCAUCACAAAAGUGAAGAUUUCAAUGUAUUGAUAUUUUUCAGAGAGAGUGAAAGUGAUACAUCAGACAGCGAAGAGGACAGCUCUAGUGAAGAUUCUUCUAGCUCUGACUCAGACAAUGCCGUGGAGAAUUGUACAGAGGCAAAAUCAAGAUAACUGAAUACUUCACAAUUUUACUGCGAUUCCAAAUGGCUCACAGAUGAACUUCAUCACUUCUGCAAGUAUUAAUUCAUCAUGGUCUACCCUCAUUACAAAAUAUUUCUCAUAUCUUUAAGCUAACUAAUUUGGUAUUUCAUACAUUUUAGACUUAUGUAAGAGAUUGUAUUCACUACGAGUAUUGCCUAGCAUUGAAAUCUUACUGUAAACUCUUCAAACUUAUUGAAGGAAUAAGGCUGCUGGAUCGCUUUGAUGGGUUUUAAGGAAGAAUUUUUAGCUUUUAAAAAGCUCCCAAAAAGUUGUGAAACUAGAUUAUUUCCUACAAUUACUUUCAUCAAUUGGAUCAAGCGUAUUCUUGCUUAAUUAUUUUUUCCUUUCAUUUCAACUGUUUUGAAGUUGGAGUCUGUCAUUAGCCACGUUUAUACUGCGAUUCAACUUUAGAUUUACAAUUCAAAUUUAUCUUCAAUUUUUUUCCUCCUUGUGUCAGGCGCAUACUUUUCUAAGUAUGCUUAAUAUUGCUAUUCACAUUUUGGUGAUUUGUUGUAUGCUUGACGCAGCGGUUUAAUGUUAUUUUUUAUAGUAUGCAUAUAAUAACUGAAAGUGCUAUUGUUUUGUUGAAAUCCUCAGUAACGCUGCUGGCAUUAGUGUAGACCUGUCAUAAUUGACAAAUGUUCGGAAACGGAAAAGUAAAGUCUGGUCUUGUGGGUAUGUGAUUAUAUGAGAGCUAGGAAUAAUAGUAUUCAAAACAAUUUGAAAGUUAUCUAUUCAAAAAUUAAAAAAAAAACAAAUCUUUAUUCAAAAACAAUACUGUAUACACAAAUCUCUUAUAUUCUUAGAUAUACUUUCAUGAAUCUUGUCUAAAAACUAAAUAUUGCAAGCUACAUGGAAUCAGGAUUGAAUAAGAGUUCUUAAAAGUUGAAAAGAUUUUUGUUAGCUGAAUUGAUUUUGAUGAGUUGAUGUAGAGUAGAGGGUCAUGUGACAGCAGAUUAGUUUCAUCUUCUGGAAUAGCCUUAGUAGAGUUGUUGGAUUUGUAAACCAGAGACCCUGCUUGUGAAUCGAGGCCAGGCCAGUUAUUUUUCACCGGGCGAAUCUUGUGUUUUGGAAGGACACGUUAAAUCGUCAAUCACGGCUGCCUAAAAGCAGUGGUUAAGUCACGUUAGAGGUCCUGAAAUUUGGUGCGACCUGAAAACCUGACACCAGACCUGGUCAUACAGACAUUUGGCAUUUAUUUUUAUUUGGCUAAAUAAUGUUUUGAUAUUUCUUCAUGAACAGGAAGUAUAAGAUUGUGAGUAAUUUCACCAAUUUGAGAUGGAGUCUUUUGUAUGUAGUUAGACUUAUCUGAGAAAGCAGUCAAAUCAUUAUCUGGAUCAUAGACUGGGUCCUUAAAAUCAUUGUGGUCAAAUCCUUGGACUUCCUUGAGCAAAUUUGAAGAAUUAAACUUGACAGUCAGACUAUCCGUGCUUAAGUAAGCAUUAUCUAUGAUAAUGAUAGAUUCUCCUCCACCUGAAAAAUGAAAGUACAACAUAAAUUAUUUUAUGUUAAUAAUAAAUUAUUCAUAUUUAUUUAAGUUGUUAUACCAUCAUAAUAAGUUGUUAUAUUAUCAAUCAUCUGAAAUAUGACCAAAUAUAAUGUUGAAGAGAUUGAAGAUAAAUUUCAUUGGUGGGCUCGUCAUAAAAAUAAAUCAAAUUGGAAUGUUAUACUACUUAUGUUGGGUGGGCAUGAUGGAGGUAAAUAAAUAUAUUAUACUUUGAAUUUGAAAACGUGAUCUCACAGAGAUAAGGAUUGGUAGGACUAUUUUCAAUCUAGAAUAGUAUUUUGUUUACCGAGCAUUACGCAUUUAUCCAAGUAGGGUGUGUUGUCACUAUCAAUAUAAGACUAUACCAUUAUUGUCUUUGCUACAAGUUCUGAUUCUACUAUUUUGGGUUGGACAUACUGCUUUGAAGAUUCAAACUAUACUUGCUUAAUGCUUAAUUCAGUUUUAAACUCAGACUACAAGAACGAUUUUUGAGUUAACAUUAGGUUUAGGGUUACCGUCCACUGUAACCGAAUCCAAUCGAUCCGUUCGGCCGUUGGAUCAUACGAAUCUGCCGGCCGUUAAUUCGGCCGAAUAUGCCACCAAAAUUUUUCAUAAACAAUGAUUAUAUUGAGAUUUUGGAAAUUGAAUAAACAAAUAUCCACUAAAUUAGUUAUUCAUUACAAAAAGAGAUUGAUGAAUAAUCUAACUCAAGAACUGAAAAGAGAGAUACAAUCUAUUAAAAAUGAAUCGAUCAACGGUUACUUGCGCAACUCAACAGGAGGAAAAAACACUGAUUACUCGCUUUGAAAGGGAUAUAGGAAAAUAAAAAUACCUAUUCAACAAGCUCCUCCUUUCAGAAACCAAAACAGAGAAUGGGCCAGAAACAAUGAAGAAAAAGCACCGACAAAUUAAAGUUGAAGUUUGUUAAAGUUUUCCAGCCAAAUAAUGGACCACAGGAACAAGAUUUAGAAACUGAUGAAAAUCUUAUGCAAGAGAAUCAAGAAAUUCUGCGUGUCUCAGUGGAAGAAAUGAAAAAAGAAAUUAAGCUUAUCAAUGCAAAGAAAACUCCAGGAUUCGACUUGAUAACUGGCUCAGUCCUAAAGCACCUGCCAAGGAAAGCACUCAAGUUAACAAACAUACUAAAUGCUUCAUUUAGACUUGUAGUCCAGUCACUGACAAUAUACAUUAGUGCAUGCAAUUUAUAGAUUUUCAAUGUAUUAUUUGGGCACAUAAGAGAAGUCCCGAACCAAUU
Messenger RNA from Nilaparvata lugens (brown planthopper), 4588 nucleotides. RefSeq names its product protein SHQ1 homolog. NCBI's taxonomy places the organism in Eukaryota, Metazoa, Arthropoda, Insecta, Hemiptera, Delphacidae. The record is from RefSeq and is a predicted model, not a curated record. Gene Ontology annotation, cellular component: nucleoplasm; cytoplasm. The coding region runs from base 360 to 1820 and encodes 486 amino acids. The transcript is spliced from 7 exons. Gene Ontology annotation, biological process: box H/ACA snoRNP assembly.